Messenger RNA from Penicillium pulvis, 1242 nucleotides. It is a transcript of the gene alg3, whose product is annotated as dolichyl-P-Man:Man(5)GlcNAc(2)-PP-dolichol alpha-1,3-mannosyltransferase. NCBI's taxonomy places the organism in Eukaryota, Fungi, Ascomycota, Eurotiomycetes, Eurotiales, Aspergillaceae. The transcript has 3 exons. The record is from RefSeq and is a predicted model, not a curated record. Bases 1 to 1242 code for a protein of 413 amino acids. Gene Ontology annotation, molecular function: dol-P-Man:Man(5)GlcNAc(2)-PP-Dol alpha-1,3-mannosyltransferase activity. Gene Ontology annotation, cellular component: endoplasmic reticulum.
AUGCCCUGGGCACGCUUCAUCUACAACGUGGCAACCCACCAAAAACAUACCAAAUGGAUUGCGCCUCUUCUGGUUCUGGGCGAUGCGUUCCUGUGCGCCCUGAUCAUAUGGAAGAUCUCCUACACCGAGAUUGACUGGUCAACCUAUAUGCAGCAGAUCUCCUUAUACAUUUCCGGAGAACGCGAUUAUCCCUCAAUCAAAGGAUCGACGGGUCCCCUAGUAUAUCCCGCUGCGCAUGUCUACGCCUACACACUCCUAUACAACCUCACCGAUGAAGGACGCGACAUUCUCACUGGACAAAUCCUCUUUGCUGGCCUUUAUCUGUCUACAUUGGUCCUUGUCUUUGGCUGCUAUCGUAAGACUGGGGCUCCGCCGUAUCUCUUCCCUCUUCUGGUGCUUUCCAAGCGGCUGCAUAGCAUUUUCAUGCUGCGCAUGUUCAACGAUGGACUGGCGGCCUUUGCGAUGUGGCUUGCCAUAUGGUUAUUCUUGAAGAGAUACUGGACUCUGGGAGUAUUGAUAUGGACCCUGGGUGUUGGAGUCAAAAUGACUCUAGUGCUGGUGGCUCCGGCUAUUGCCGUUAUCACACUUCUGAGUGUUGGCUUGACACGCAGCGUUUGUCUUGGUUUCAUAGCCUUGCAGGUUCAAUGGGCCCUUGGAAGACCAUUCCUGACAAAGAAUGCGGCUGGCUACUUUUCGCGAGCCUUUGAGUUAUCUCGACAAUUUAUGUUCAAAUGGACAGUGAAUUGGCGAUUUGUAGGGGAAGAAACUUUUCUCUCCAGGGAAUUUUCCGUGGCUCUUUUACUGCUACAUGUUUCUAUCCUAGCCCUCUUCACCCUCAGCUGGGUAAAGCCGUCGGGCUCCAACGUGUUCCGCUUCCUCCAAGACACUAUCCAGGGUCGGCAACAGCAAGUGGUCCUUUCGAACACCUUCAUAAUGACUGCUAUGUUGAGCUCCCUGGCCAUUGGCAUGCUGUGCGCCCGGUCGCUGCACUACCAGUUUUUCGCUUAUUUGGCAUGGGCUUCCCCCUUCCUCCUCUGGCGCGCUGGUCUUCAUCCAGUCCUCAUCUAUCUCACAUGGGCGCUGCAGGAGUGGGCCUGGAAUGUGUACCCCAGUACCAAUGCAAGCUCGGCGGUCGUGGUUUUGUCCCUCGUCUUGCAGGUGUUUGGUGUCUGGCUCAAUGGACACGAGGUGGAUAAGAAGCCAGCAGUUGGCCCUGGCCGCAAGGAAACUCGUACUCAAUGA